GCCCUCUCGGAGCGGUUGGGUCCUCCAGCCCUCCAGAAGGAGCUGCCUCCUGCCCGGGCUGGGCCGGGGAGCGGGGCCGGGCAGGUGCUUUAUUGUCCCCGGCGGGAAGAUGGAGGCGGCUGGUGGGGAGCGGUGAGAGCCCCGGGGUGCGAUGCUCGCCCCGUUCGGGGCUCCCCAGCCAUGUUCAACCAGCAGCAGUUCCAGCAGCAGCUGCUGCAGCUCCAGCACCUCCUCCAGCAGCAGCAGCACCACCACCACCACCACCAUCCCCCGGCGCAGCAGGGAGGCCGGGGUUUGCCGCCACCACCACCGCAACAGCAACAGAUGCUGAGCUUACGUGCAACAAAUCAACCAUCGCUACUCAAUGCCAAUCCUAUGCUUCAGCGGGCCUUACUCAUGCAACAGAUGCAAGGAAACUUGCGUGGAUUUAACAUGACAGCCCCAGCACUGCAGCAGUUUUUUCCUCAGGCUACAAGACAUUCCCUCCUAGGGCCGCCACCUGUUGGGGUCUCAUUAAAGCCGACUCGCCUGGGCUUCCCCAGCCUUCCCUUCCAGCGGCAGAACCGGAUGUUUCGCAAGGACUUUCAGAGGGUCCCCGACAGGAAGCGGGAACUAGAUGCAGGUUCUUCAUCUCAGACACAAGGUGAUGAGAAAAUGGAAAUCCCGGAGGAAGUGCAAGCAGGGUCAGAGCAGAACAACUCCUCUCCAUCCACAGGACCAAGAACUCCAACAGAAUCCAUGUUGAACGCUGAGCCUGCAGCAAAAAGACUGAAGAGUGUGACUGAAGAGUCUGCAUUAGAGGAUGCAGCAGGCAGCAAGGAAGAGUCGAGCACCCAUGGCCAAGCUGAUGGUACAGACAAUGUAAAGGAGUACGCAGCUGAAGAUCUCUCUAAAGAGAGGAAAUUCUCUGAGGAACCAAAAGCUCCUGAGGUGUUGAGCUCUGGAGGUUCACUGAAAGUAACUAUCCAGCAGAGCAGCGAGAGCAGAGCUAUCAGUACAACAGCUCUGAAACCAGGGCACUGGACCUGCGAGGUGGGCACAGCUGACCCCAGCCCUGAAUCGGUCCUUAAAUUCUACUGUUAUAUCUGCAAGACCAACUGCUGCAGUCAGCAGAAUUUCCAAUCCCACAUGGCUGGAAUUCAGCACCAGCAGCGCCUUGGGGAGAUUCAGCACAUGAGCAACGUUUGUUUUGUUUCACUACUGCCUAUGGUGAAGGAGCAGAAGUUGCUGGCAGAGAAAGAUGGAGAGACCCAGCAGCGGUGGUGUAACACUUGUCAGAUACACUUCACCGGGGAUCUUAUCAAACAUCGCAGGACCCAGGAACACAAGCUGGCCAAACGCUCUCUUCGUCCUUUCUGUACUGUCUGCAGCCGCCACUUCAAGACCCCUCGCAAGUUUGUGGAACAUAUGAAAUCCCCUGAGCACAAACAGAAAGCCAAAGAGGUGAGAAUGGGAGAAAAGGAGUUGGGCAGCCCAGAAGAUUCAGAGGAGUUGAUCACAGUGGAUGCUGUUGGCUGUUUUGAAGAUGAUGAGGAGGAGGAGGAAGAGGAAGGAAUUGGUGAGGAUGAAGAUGACCUUGAUGUAGUGCUGGUAGAGAAUGAGGAUUCUGCUGCCAAGCAGACUGGGCUGAAGGAAGUGUCUUUGGAGGAUUACGAAGGAAGUGAGAAGUAUUGUCCAGACACAGCCUAUGGCCUGGAUUUUCUGGUCCCCGUCGCAGGUUACCUCUGCAGGCUGUGUCACAAAUUCUACCAUAGCGACUCUGCUGCCCGGCUCGCACACUGCAAGUCCCUGAUGCAUUUUGAGAACUUUCAGAGAUACAAGGCAGCAAGGCAUCGUGCCACAGCUGCCUACCCCGAGGCUCCUUUGCAUUCCCAGGGCUCCAGCUCCCAAUUGCUGGAUGAUCAGAAACAGCCUCCUGCUACAGCAGUAGAUACCGGCAAGAAGACGAAUGCUGAUCAUGGGCUAGACAAGGAGGGUACAGAGCUGUCAGCACCGCAAGAACAAACUUCAAGGUGUCCAGAGGGUGAGGGUGAGCUGGCCACCUCUGUAGCAGAGGGCAAAAGCCUCGCCAGCAUGACUGAUGACACGUGUGGAAUCGCGGUUGUAGAAGAAGAAAACCUGCAGGAGGAGAGCAAGUCCGCUACCACUAGUGCCCAUUUCCCACCCCCUGAAGAGACCAGCGCCGCGGGGGAGUUGUUGGGACAUGCUGCGUCUGAGGAGGAGGAAGACAAUGCAGCCGGGCAAAGGGAAGGCACAGACAACUGCCAGGAUCCAGGGAGCGAAGGGGGGUUAGGACAGAAAGAGGCAACACACGCAGGUCAGGAGGCAGCAGCAGAGCCUUCCUCCCUAGCCAAAGGGGGAUAUGGCUCAUGAAGUAGAUGGAUACAGAUUUUUUUUUUCCACUAAGAAUCGUUUGUAGUUCCUCUCUGCUUCCUUUCCAGGCAGAGAAGUGUAUUUCUUGGGAGGCUGUGCGUGCCCAAUUCUGCUCCUCAGAAGGGUUUUCUUUCACAGAUGCGCACUCUUGGACCAGCACUGUGUCCUAAGCUAGGCAAGAAUGUACAUCUCGGUCAUUUGUUAAUACUACAAGGCUUAAUACAGUCUGUUCUCAUAGCGGAGACUCAGGAACAAAUUUUGUUUCAAACUGAUUUUAAUAAAACAGAUUUCUUAUAACUUC
Messenger RNA from Anas platyrhynchos (mallard), 2674 nucleotides. It is a transcript of the gene CIZ1, whose product is annotated as CDKN1A interacting zinc finger protein 1. The record is from RefSeq and is a predicted model, not a curated record. Gene Ontology annotation, cellular component: nucleus. Lineage: Eukaryota; Metazoa; Chordata; Aves; Anseriformes; Anatidae. Gene Ontology annotation, molecular function: zinc ion binding; nucleic acid binding.